GUCUGAACCAUUAAGUGCUGAACCAGUAAGAGGUCUGAACCAUUAAGAGCUAGUAUAUUGCUUAACUAUUCAGAGGCAAAUGUCUGAUCAAUUCAGAUAAGAGGUCUUAACCAUUCAGACUCUGUAUAAUACUUAACCAUUCAGAGGCAAAUCUCUUAACCAUUCAGACAUCUGAACCAUUAAGAGGCUGAAACAAACAGUCUGAACCAUUAAGUGCUGAACCAUUAAGAUAUCUGAACCAUUAAGAAGCUGAAACAAACAUCCCCUAUGCUUAUACUUUCUCCGUGAUGAGAAGGUUAAGGACCACCUGAUCACACAUUGUGGUUAAUAGCAAUCUCUGAUAGUUGGGACAAUGACAGCAGAACAGCGCAAAGUUCUUCUCUUCUUCUGGACAUCCAUAAAGUUCUUGCCCAUAGAGGGGUUCAGCGGAUUGGGUUCAAGGCUUUGCAUCUACAGAAGCUCAGAGCCGUCCGACCACCUCCCCUCCUCACACACGUGCUUCUACCGCCUCUGCUUCCCUCCCUACCCAUCCAUGUCUGUCAUGCAGAGCCGCUUUGACAUCAUCACCCAGGAGCAUGUUGGCUGCAGCUUUGGGACUUGGUGAAUGUGAGAUCCCCAAUCCUUGUGUACAUUAAGACAUAUAUUAGGAGGGCAAUCUUCAUAGUUUAUUGGAAGUGGACAUGUUCUAAGAAGGUGCAAUUCCAUUCUGUUUACAUAUUUAUUUUUUUUAUGAAUUAUUUCUGACUGGGCUUUUAUUUCCCAU
Messenger RNA from Cuscuta campestris, 763 nucleotides. The record is from the annotation of a GenBank genome assembly. NCBI's taxonomy places the organism in Eukaryota, Viridiplantae, Streptophyta, Magnoliopsida, Solanales, Convolvulaceae.